AUGUCGUCUUCGGAAGGGGCCCCGGAGUCCUGGAUCUCCUCGUUUUGCUCCCUGAUGGGUCAUGAGUUCUUUGCGGAAGUGUCGGAGGACUUUAUCGAAGAUGACUUCAACCUGACGGGUCUGCAAUCGCAGGUGCCUAUGUACAAGGAGGCCUUGGAAAUGAUCCUGGACGUGGAACCCGAGGAGGACGAGGAAGAUGAAGAAGAGGAGGAGGAAGAAGAGGAUGAGGACGAGAUUCUAGGAGAUGAAAAGCCGCCAGGAUACCGCAGGGCAGGGGAACGGAGGCAUGCACGAGUCGCGAGUGAUCUGAGCGUCAUCGAGAGCUCUGCUGAAUUGCUUUACGGACUGAUCCAUCAACGCUACAUCACUUCACGGCCCGGUAUCCAGCAGAUGCUUGAGAAGUAUGAGAUGCAACAUUUCGGUGUCUGCCCGCGAGUCUAUUGCAACGGAUGCAAGGUUCUGCCCGUCGGACGUUCCGACACGCCUGGCCAAGAGACGGUCAAAUUGUUCUGCCCUAGUUGCCAAGAUCUCUACACUCCCCCGAACAGUCGGUUCCACUCGGUCGACGGAGCUUUCUUCGGAACUACCUUUGGUUGCCUGUUCUUUAUGACCUUCCCAGACCUCGAUAUCGGACCCCGGCUGGACAGCUCCCUCGCCGCGUUAUCACCGACCCGCUCCUCCUCCUUGACAUCUUCUUCGAUCAACAACCAAGUGGUGCCGGAUGUGCCUCCUCCCAACCAGCCUGUUGAGAUCAACGGCGUGCGUACCGUCAACUUUAGCCCGGGUCUUGGACCGGGUCGGAUCUACGAAUCCCGAAUCUAUGGCUUCCGCGUGUCGGAACGCUCACGCUCAGGACCGCGCAUGAAGUGGCUGCGGAUGAAGCCUCUUGAUGUUCGGGAACUGGAUGAGCUGGCACGGUACGAGGCGCUGCACGGGGAGGCUGAUAAUGCUGAUAAUGAUGGGGACACGGAAAUGGGGAGCGCCCCCGGCAGCGCACAGAGUGCCGCCAUUGCGAAAAGGAAAAAGGCGCCCAUGCGCAGACGGCGAUACAAUCCUAACCAGAUGAGCAUCAAUGGAGCGGAGGCCGGAUAA
Molecule: messenger RNA, 1092 nt
Organism: Aspergillus luchuensis
Lineage: Eukaryota; Fungi; Ascomycota; Eurotiomycetes; Eurotiales; Aspergillaceae
Gene: CKB1
Product: casein kinase II subunit beta
Exons: 1
Coding region: 1-1092 (363 amino acids)
Cellular component (GO): cytoplasm; protein kinase CK2 complex
Molecular function (GO): protein kinase regulator activity
Source: RefSeq, a predicted model, not a curated record